This is a messenger RNA of Dromiciops gliroides (monito del monte), 4898 nucleotides long. It is a transcript of the gene TMEM151B, whose product is annotated as transmembrane protein 151B. The record is from RefSeq and is a predicted model, not a curated record. Bases 34 to 1725 code for a protein of 563 amino acids. Lineage: Eukaryota; Metazoa; Chordata; Mammalia; Microbiotheria; Microbiotheriidae. The transcript is spliced from 3 exons.
AGGCUCCGAGCUCCGCGCCCCCCACCCUGCGCCAUGUCUCCCCCCGGCUCGGCUGCAGGAGAGAGCGGCAGCGGCGGCGGCUGCGGCGGUGGCGGCCCCGGGCCCCUGGAGGAGGCGGCGGCGGCGGCGGAGGGCACCGCCCGAGAGGAGCAGCGCCCAGUGCAGCCCUCCUUCACCAAGUCCCUCUGCCGGGAGUCGCACUGGAAGUGCCUGUUGCUAUCGCUGCUCAUGUACGGCUGCUUGGGGGCCGUGGCCUGGUGCCAUGUCACUACGGUAACUCGCCUCACCUUCAGCAGCGCCUACCAGGGCAACAGCCUUAUGUACCACGACAGUCCCUGCUCCAAUGGCUAUGUCUACAUCCCCCUGGCCUUCCUGCUCAUGCUCUACGCUGUCUACCUCGUGGAAUGCUGGCACUGCCAGGCCCGCCACGAGCUGCAGUACCGAGUGGACGUGGGCAGCGUGCGGGAGCGCGUGGGUCGCAUGCAGCAGGCCACGCCAUGCAUCUGGUGGAAGGCCAUCAGCUACCACUACGUCCGGCGCACCCGGCAAGUCACCCGUUACCGAAACGGGGAUGCCUAUACUACCACGCAGGUCUACCACGAGCGUGUGAACACGCAUGUGGCCGAAGCGGAGUUUGACUACGCUCGCUGCGGUGUCCGCGACGUGUCCAAGGCGCUGGUGGGGCUGGAGGGCGCGCCGGCCACGCGGCUGCGUUUCACCAAGUGUUUCAGCUUCGCCAGCGUGGAGGCGGAGAACGCGUACCUGUGCCAGCGCGCACGCUUCUUUGCGGAGAACGAGGGGCUGGACGACUACAUGGAGGCGCGCGAGGGCAUGCACCUGAAGAACGUGGACUUCCGCGAGUACAUGGUGGCCUUCCCGGACCCGACGCGCCCGCCCUGGUACGCCUGCCAGUCGGCUUUCUGGGCCGCCGCCCUGCUCACGCUGUCCUGGCCGCUGCGCGUGCUGAGCGAGUACCGCACGGCGUACGCCCAUUACCACGUAGAGAAGCUCUUUGGGCUGGAGGGCGGCGGCGGCGGCUCCUCCCCGAGCGGCGACGAGUCGCUGCCUCCGCUCACCCAUCGCCUGCCCCGGGUCAACACGGUGGACAGCACGGAGCUGGAGUGGCACAUCCGCUCCAACCAGCAGCUGGUGCCCAGUUAUUCCGAGGCCGUGCUGAUGGACCUGGCUGGGCUGGGAGCUCGCAGCUGCGGCGGCGGCCCCGGUGGGGGCUACGCGCCCUCCUGCCGCUACGGCGGCGUGGGCGGCUCGGGGGCCGCCGGGGCCGCCCCGUACCGCCGCAGCUGCGAGCACUGUCAGCGCGCAGUCAGCAGCUCGUCCAUCUUCUCGCGGAGCGCGCUCAGCAUCUGCGCCAGUCCCCGGGGCGCGGGCGGGGCUGGGGGGCCAGGGGUCAGCGGCGGCUGCGGCGGGAGUCGUUUCUCCCUGGGCCGCCUCUACGGCUCCCGCCGGAGCUGCCUGUGGAGGAGUCGGAGCGGAAGCGUUAACGACGCCAGCUGUCCCACGGAGCAGACGCGCUUGUCCAGCCAGGCCAGCAUGGGAGGCGACGACGACGAUGAGGACGAUGAAGAUGAAGAGGGAGGACCCCCUCCACCCUACCACGACGCUCUCUACUUUCCCGUGCUCAUAGUCCACCGGCAGGAGGGGUGCUUAGGCCAUAGUCACCGGCCCUUGCACCGCCACGGCUCCUGCGUGGAGACCUCACUGUGACCCCUCCCUCCCCCAUCUGUCGAGAGGGGGUGGGCGGCAGAGGGGGAGGUGUCGCAAGGAUUGAGGGGACUGGGGAAGGGGCCUCCCACCACCAACCCGCUCCACGCCAAACUUUAUCCCGUCCCCAACCUGGAGAGCCACGGAUGUCCGGGUGACCAAAAGCAGAAGGGGCACGCUUUGAGGGGCAUUGGCUAGAUCAGCAAGGACCUUGGCUCCCCUUUUCCACGAAAAGAGUAGGGAUGGUGCGCGUGUGUAUGUACGGAUGUAUGUGUUUGCGUGGGGGAGGGGGAGACUGGCCCAGAAUUUUCAGAGAAAAGAGAUUUGGGGGAUUCAGAACCAUCAAGGCCAAAGUGACUCCUCUGCCCCAUGCCAAAUCCUGUGUUCCUAAAGGCAUAAAGGGACGCAGCCUCACCUAACCCGGCUUGGGACCCAGCCUUUUACAAGAUCUUCCGACUGUUAUAUGGGAUCCUGUUAUCUCCCUCUUCUGCACUGCCCCCUCCCUCUUUGUCAGCCUACUCCAUGGAAGAAGCAGGCCCUCCUAAUUGAGCUGGGGAGAGAAAGAUCUUGGGCGGAGGAAAGAUACUGGGGGAGGCCUGAAGGAGAUUCCCCUCUUCCCCCACUUCACCCCAUUUGGAAUCUGGUGGGGCAUGGUGGGAGGGAAGGCAUCUUAAGUGGGUCUCUGAUUGAGACAUCCCAACUUCAAUUCCAUGGAAAAUGCAGAGAUCCUUCCCUCUCUGGCCUCUCUCCUCUCCUUGCUCCCUCCCCCCAAGGCCAGUCUUUUCUGCUUCUCUAUCCCUCCUUUAAACCUCCUGUUUAUCUUUCUGGUCCCAGGAGUCCAGACUUCCAGAGAGAUGAUUCUUUUUACAAAGAUAUCACCUGCCUUUGGAUCUCUUUCUCUUGGUGGAGGGAUGAGAUUGCAUAGCAGGAAGAAGGACAACUGGAUUCCUUUCCUCAACUCACUUGGGUCUCAGUUUCUCCACCUAGGCCAGGGGUCCUGUGCUUUGUCUAGAAGGGAGGCUGAGUGGGUGAGAUGACACACAGGAUGCUGGCCAGGAAGAAUGACAAAACAAAGUGAUCUGGCCUGAGAGGCCUGGAUGGGGAGAGUAACCAGGAGAGAGGAGUGUAAUGUGGAGGGGAGAACCUGACCAGAAUUGGGGGGAGAGGGGGCUUCUCUUUGUGCCCCCUGCCUCACAUAUCCUGAGCUGGCAACUUUGUCCUAAGCCUAAACUGGAGAAAUUCUGGAUUCCAAUAUUUUGGGGCCUUUAAGGAUGUGUUUCUACCCCAACCCCCAGCAGCCCUAGCCCCAUGAGCUCUGGUCACUGCUGUGUAUCCUAGGUUCCCUUAAGGGAGGCAGAAAUAAACCCUGCCCCCAUUUUAUUCUCCUGCUGUCUAUGGCUCAGCAGCCUUCCAUUUCUGCUGCUCCUAACCUGGUCCUUUGAUGCAAAAGGGCCGCAGCACUUCCUCUCUGCCCCUGGUUGUUUCAGCCUGCAUGUCGGUGUGCUACCCUCUCUUCCCAACUAACUGUCUGUCCCCAGCUCAAGCUCAUCUCUGCUGAGCAGUCCAGAGUGAGUUACUGUAGGUCUUGUGGAAGACUAGAAUUUUCUUUCCCUUGCUUUCUCCUGUCUCCCUCAGAGAUCACCUAGAGGUAACACCCCUCCCCCCACCUUGGACCCAGCAAUGUCAGUGCCCCCUCAUUGUGGCCUCCACCUAUGCAACAUCAUCUCUGUCCCAACAUUCCUCCUCACUGGGGGUUUGGGAAGGACAGAUUCUGGAGGCACUGCUUCUGAGCUAUUUUUCAAGGGGUUAGGGCCUGGCUCUGAUUAGACUGGUGUGUGUAUGUGUGCCUGUGUGUGUGCUCGUGGAGGGCUGAGAGGCUGGUGGUGCUAGCUAGCUUGAGGGAGGCUGUGGGAAGGUGAUAGCAGAAUGUCCACUAGGUUCUUAUGGGAAUUCUUCUCCCCAUCUCUCCCCCUAUUGUACAACCCACACUCAACUGGCUGCUUUCCCUAGGCUGUACCCUCUCUCCCCUUCUGUCCGGAACCUGGUCUGAGCCAUCUUGUCACCCCACCUAAAGUGCAUCUGUGAGAUCUAGGUAGUAAGGCAGGGGAUCCCCCUCCCACUUCAUGGCCAGACCCAUUCCCUUCCAUGUUGCUGCUCCUGCUGUCAACUUGUAAAACAUCUUGUUUCUUCAGAAGGAAGGAAAAACCAUUAGAGCCCAUUUCCCUCAGAAAGGGCCUGAGUGGUUGUGAUGGAAAUGCAGAAUGCCAUUUGUCUGGACGUGAGCCAAGUAAAUGGGAUCAGGACUCGAACUCCUCAUUCCUUGCCUGUACUCACCAUCCCUGCCUUGGGUGUCACAUAUAGACACACACACACACACAGAGGCAGACUUAGAGAUAUGAAUCCUUUGGUUCUUGCUUGAUGAUUCUACUGAUUGGCAGGAGAAAUUCAAACCAGUGAAAUUAAUUAAUCUCUAAAAUUAAACCUUACACUGAAUGUUCUCAUUCCUCUGAUGAGGAAGUCUGCUAGCAGCGCGCACACACGCACACCCACACAUUCACACUCUUGCACAGAGAUGGAGUCAAACUCACAGUGGCACGGGCACACAGAUGGGCUGGGCACCGACAAGCUUCGGGACUCACACAUGCUUACUCCCCACUGGUGCUCUGCUAGGCGUCGGCUGGAUGACAGGCAGCUCCAGCCGGCCCUCUCCUCAAACUCCCUGCCCUGAGGGAUUUGCCUGACUGACACGUCUCUGUGGUUUUCCUUCCAGGGAGGGACCUCACCCCUUCUCUGGGCUUCCAGGACUGGGGGAUAGGGUAACGGGGAUGAGGAGGAUUGUCAUUUCUCCGUUAGUUUCUUUGACAAACACCAAGAGGGGCAGGGAGGGGAGAGCUUGGCUGUUUUCCUAGCCCUUGCCACAUGCUAGAGUGGGUAGGCAGGGUGGUGGCAACCCUGGAAAGACAGAGGUAGUGGGAUGCAGGCAUUUAACCAUAUGCUUUGGGGAACAUCUGGAAAGCUUGGUGUGGUAGGAUGAGGGCUAGGGGCUGUGAGGGGGGGUAGGACAGUGCUCUGUCCAUUGGGUGCAUCACGCUGUGGCCUUUCUGUUAAGGAUCUCCAAGUGAAAAGAUUGUACAAACCAAACGUGGAAAAAUAAAGUUUUCAGAUGACUCACUGAC